Emys orbicularis (European pond turtle) is the source of this 1425-nucleotide messenger RNA. Its product is annotated as zinc finger protein 501-like. The transcript has 7 exons. Bases 1 to 1425 code for a protein of 474 amino acids. Gene Ontology annotation, biological process: regulation of transcription by RNA polymerase II. NCBI's taxonomy places the organism in Eukaryota, Metazoa, Chordata, Testudines, Emydidae. Gene Ontology annotation, molecular function: RNA polymerase II cis-regulatory region sequence-specific DNA binding; DNA-binding transcription factor activity. The record is from RefSeq and is a predicted model, not a curated record.
AUGAAAACCAGUGCUGACAAAGCCAUACUCAUGGAAAGCAGUGAGGUGAACGACUCCUACAUAUCGCUGGUGUCGGACACCAAAGCACGGCUGCAGAACAGCUCCACAUUUCGCUCCAGCUCAUCCCGUCCUCCCAUGGCACAGGGUGGAGAAAUGGCUGCAGCGGAGCCAGUUCAGGGGCCAGUGACCUUCGAGGAGGUGGCUGUGUAUUUCACCGCGGGGCAGGGGGCUCUGCUGGACCCCGCUCAGAGAGCCCUCUACAGAGACGUCAUGCAGGAGAACUAUGAGAACGUCACCUCGCUGGGGUGUCCAGUUUCCAAACCUGAUGUGAUCUCCCAGCUGGAACGAGGGGAGGAGCCAUGGGUCCCGGAUCUCCAGGGCUGUGAGGAAGGAGAGAUCCCCAGAGGUGCCUGCGCAGUGAGGAGAAGAAGCAGAAUCCUCAGCAGGAAGAUUCUGAGCAAAAUACCCACAGGAGAGAGAAAUAACACAUGCAGUGAGUGUGGAAAACAUUUCACUAGCCACUCCAGCCUUUUAAAACAUGAGAGAAUCCACACUGGAGAGAGGCCCUACGGAUGCAGUGAGUGUGGGAAAAGCUUCAGUCAGAGCAUUCACCUUACUCGACAUCACAGGAUCCACACAGGAGAGAGACCCCAUGAAUGCAGUGAGUGCGGGAAAACCUUCACUCUGAGCUCUACCCUUAUUAACCACCAGAGGAUCCACACAGGAGAACGACCGUAUAAAUGUAGUGAGUGUGGGAAAAAGUUCACUCGGAGCUCAGGUCUUGUUAAGCAUCAGAGGAUCCACACAGGAGAGAAACCUUAUGAAUGCUGUGAGUGUGGGAAAAGCUUCACUGACAGGUCAGAUCUUAUUAAUCAUCAGAGGAUCCACACAGGAGAGCGACCCUAUAAAUGUAGUGAGUGUGGGAAAAAGUUCACUCGGAGCUCAGGUCUUCUUAUACAUCAGAAGAUCCACACAGGAGAGAAGCCCUACAAAUGCUGUGAAUGUGGGAAAAGCUUCAUUCAGAGCUCAACCCUUAAUAAACAUGAGAGGAUCCACACAGGGGAGAGAACCUACGAAUGCAGUGAGUGCGGGAAAAGCUUCAGUCAGAGCUUUCACCUUAUUCGACAUCACAGAUUGCACACAGGAGAGAAACCCUACGAAUGCAGUGAGUGUGGGAAAAGCUUCACUCAGAGCUCAGCCCUUAAUAAACAUCAGAGGAUCCACACAGGGGAGAGACCCUAUGAAUGCUGUGAGUGCGGGGAAAGCUUCUCUGUAAACUCAGACCUCAUUGUACAUCAGAGAAUUCACACGGGAGAGAGACCUUAUAGAUGCUCUGAGUGCGGGAAAAGUUUCACCCGGAGCUCACCCCUUACAAGACAUCAGAGUAUUCACAGGAGAGAAACACAGCAUAGAAACUCUGUGUAG